AUGUCUCCCUUUGAACAUGGCGAGUUUUUUGUUCUUGAUGAUGGUGGAGAGGUAUUUUACCCUUCCUCUUUACAAAUAGGUGGUGAGAUGAACCUGGCUGCUGGCAUUCAGGUGGCUCAAUUGGCCCUCAAACAUCGCCAGAAUAAGAAGCAACAACAAAGGAUUAUAGUCUUUGCUGGAAGGCUAGUUAUACCAAGUUAUGCUUGUGAUUUCACAUUAUUUUUUGCCAGUUCUUGUAUACUUACCCAUUUUGACUUAUGUGUUGCUGUCAGUGCUGUUAAACAUGAAAAGAAGACUUUGGAGAUGAUUGGAAGAAAGUUAAAGAAGAACAGUGUAGCCCUUGAUAUCAUUAAUUUUGGUGAAGAAGAUGAAGAAAAGUCAGAGAAACUAGAAGCACUUCUUGCUGCUGUGAACAAUAAUGACACUAGCCACAUUGUUCAUGUUUCGGCUGGUCCAAGUGCUCUUUCUGAUGUACUCAUAAGUACACCUAUCUUCACUGGAGAUGGAGAAGGUGGGAGUGGGAUUAAGAUGAAGUCUAUUGUUGAAGCUUCAAAGCCGUGGCCAUCGCUUCCAGGGGUUGACCCAAAUGAUCCUUCAGUAAGACACUUGCUUGCUUCUAUCCAAAACCAGUCAGAGAGGGAGUUUACGAAUUUUGUUGAUGGUGAUGGUGUUGGUGACAUUGAUGACACUACUACUCAACAACAAGCAGAAGAGCAGGGUCAUUGGUCUAGCUUCUAUUGA
Molecule: messenger RNA, 741 nt
Organism: Rosa rugosa (rugosa rose)
Lineage: Eukaryota; Viridiplantae; Streptophyta; Magnoliopsida; Rosales; Rosaceae
Product: 26S proteasome non-ATPase regulatory subunit 4 homolog
Exons: 5
Coding region: 1-741 (246 amino acids)
Biological process (GO): proteasome-mediated ubiquitin-dependent protein catabolic process
Cellular component (GO): nucleus; proteasome regulatory particle, base subcomplex; cytosol
Molecular function (GO): polyubiquitin modification-dependent protein binding
Source: RefSeq, a predicted model, not a curated record